Molecule: messenger RNA, 1194 nt
Organism: Lathyrus sativus (Indian pea)
Lineage: Eukaryota; Viridiplantae; Streptophyta; Magnoliopsida; Fabales; Fabaceae
Source: the annotation of a GenBank genome assembly
AUGGAUAAUGCAUUUGCGAGCGCUUCUGCGAUUACAGACCAAAGGCAAAAGAUAGAGCAGUAUAAGCAUAUUCUUUCUGCUGUGAUUUCAUCAAAUGAUAUCGGUCAAGCUAGAAAGUUCAUAGACCACAUUUUAUCAGAUGAUGUUCCUCUAGUAGUGUCGCGGCAGCUUCUGCAGGGUUUUGCUGAAGAGUUGGGAAGAUUGACGCCGGAGACGCAGAAAGAGAUUGCUCAUUUCAUACUUGCCCAGAUUCAGCCUCGAGUUGUGUCGUUUGAAGAACAGGUUUUGGUUAUUAGAGAGAAAUUGGCUGAACUUUAUGAAUCUGAGGAGCAAUGGUCAAAAGCUGCUCAGAUGCUCAGUGGUAUUGACCUAGAUUCAGGAAUGAGGGUAAUUGAUGAUACGUUCAGGUUAUCAAAGUGUGUCCAAAUUGCCUGUUUAUAUCUUGAGGAUGACGAUGCUGUCAAUGCUGAAGCUUUCAUUAAUAAAGCAUCAUUCUUGGUUAGCAAUAGCCAGCAUGAAGUGCUGAAUUUGAAGUACAAGGUUUGCUAUGCAAGGAUCUUAGAUCUGAAGAGGAAGUUCUUGGAGGCUGCCUUACGAUAUUAUGAUAUUUCUCAAAUUGAGAAAAGGCAAAUAGGAGACGAGGAAAUUAAUGAGGAAGCACUUGGGCAAGCUUUAUCUGCUGCUGUUACAUGCACAAUAUUGGCAGGCGCAGGGCCCCAACGUUCCCGUGUUCUUGCCACAUUGUACAAGGAUGAGCGAUGUUCAAAGUUGAAGAUCUAUCCCAUACUGCAAAAGGUGUAUUUGGAAAGAAUUCUUCGAAGGCCUGAAAUUGAUGCUUUUGCAGAAGAAUUGAAACCACAUCAGAAAGCCCUUCUUCCAGACAAUUUCACUGUGCUGGACCGAGCAAUGAUUGAGCAUAAUCUUCUCAGUGCAAGCAAACUUUAUACUAAUAUCAGCUUUGAUGAGUUAGGCACACUACUGGGAAUCCCACCUCCCAAGGCUGAGAAGAUAGCUUCACGGAUGAUUUAUGAGGAUAGGAUGAAGGGAUCUAUCGAUCAGGUUGAAGCUAUCAUACAUUUUGACGAUGACACUGAAGAGUUGCAGAGAUGGGACCAGCAGAUUGUUGGCCUAUGUCAAGCUCUCAACGAUGUUUUGGAUAGUAUGGCUAAGAAGGGCAUUCCAGUUCCUGUUUGA